AUGUGCCUCCUCAAUAUCGCCUCCGGCGUGCAUAAAAACUCUACAAACGAAACUGCCUUGAUUGUUCUGCAAAGCAUCAAGGUCAGUCGCUCCUCAUCUCCCAGCAAGAUGUCUAAUCCCACAAUCGGCUCUGAUGAGUGGAAGGCUCAGGACAAGGGCCCUGCAGUGCUCGCAGUCUCUUGGAUCGUCAUAAUUCUCAGUUCCGCCUUUGUGAUUUUCAGGAUUUACGUGAAUGGCUGCAUCAGGGGGAAGCUUCGCAGCGACGAUUGGUUUAUCAUUGUCGGACAGAUGUGCGGCUAUGUGGCAGUCAUUUUCACGACUCUCGCCGCCCGGAGCGGAAAUGGCCGGCACGUGGCUGUGCUCACACAAGACCAGCUAUCGGGAUCCAUAUUUUGGUCAACCAUCGCUUUCGUCCCGGGCUCGCUCUUUAUUGGGAUACCCAAACUGGCCGUUGUAACGGUUCUUACGCGCCUUCUCAACCCGACGCGCUACCACACCUGGUUCCUGUGGUGGCUGCCGAUAUGGUGCAUCAGCUCCGUCGUAGUCGCCUUCAUUCUAGUUUUGACCCGAUGCUCACCCACAAGCACGCUUUGGGACCCUUCAGUUCAGGGCAAGUGCUUUGAUAUUAAGCACCUGGUUAACUACGGCAUAUAUUCUGGCAUAUGCUGUUCGAUUGUGGACUUUUAUUUGGCCAUAUACCCUUCGGUGGUUCUUUUCAAGCUUCAACUGUCGUUCAAGAAGAAGGUGGCAUUGUCAUGUGCACUGGGAGUCGGCUCAAUCUCUGGCGUUAUUGCCGUUAUCAAAACGGUCCGGACUACGGCCCUUUUGAGUCAAGAUUUCACCUAUGACGUACCCGACCUGAUUGUUUGGCUGUUGAUCGAAGGAAGCUCGAUCAUAAUCGCAUCGUCCAUUCCUGUUUUACAACCUCUCCUCGAGGUUAUUGUAAAGCACAACCCCUUCUCUACAAAGGGCACCAGCGCCGCGUUCUCCUUCGGAAGGGGCAAAGGAUCAAGCAAGUAUAAAAGUGGCAGCAAUCCAUCGAACUUCACCAAAGAAAGUUGUCAGCACUGCAAACACUGUAAUGGGACGGAUUCCAUGCACCACCCGCCGACCAAGGACCGUGAGGACCUCAGUUACAUGGUCGACAGUGUUAUUGGCACCAAAGAGGAUACUGUCAUCCAACAUGGAUCCUUUCAUUAUUCUACGAGCGUUUUAGGGGCGGGUACGCCGCAGAAUAAUGGCCUUGGUGGUGACAAUGAAUCGUCACCUGUGACCAUGGGGGGGAUUGUGAGGACGGAUGUGGUAAACAUUUCAUAUGGCAACGCCAAAUGA
Molecule: messenger RNA, 1332 nt
Organism: Pyricularia oryzae 70-15
Lineage: Eukaryota; Fungi; Ascomycota; Sordariomycetes; Magnaporthales; Pyriculariaceae
Exons: 5
Coding region: 1-1332 (443 amino acids)
Source: RefSeq, a predicted model, not a curated record